CAAAUUUACUGAAAUCUCACUCAUUUUGUAAAGUGAAGUGGACAGCGAGAGAGCUAUUAUUUUGAAGCUGCAACGUAUUUGUGAGAUUUUUUAGCUGAAUAAGUGCUUAUAACAUUUACCUCAAAAAUGUCACAACUUAGGUUUUAUUUAUUUGCCGCUGUGAUAUGUAGCUUAGCUGUCUUUGGCAGCAGCGAUGGGUCGACAGAUAAGACUAUACUGAUCGACGUGCCUUCCUCUGAUGUGAAGACAUCGGAGGUGCCAACGACUUUAGAAACGUCUCCUGUCCCAACUGAGCCAACGUCGUCAACUACGACCACUACGCCUGCUCCCACGACGACGUCAUCCACGACUCCAGCUCCUACCCCCAAACCCACUCGCAAGUGGUCGUACGUUGACAAGGCUACCAAUGUAACAUGCAUUGUAGUCCAAUUUGCUGCACAGUUAAAUGUCACAUACAUAAAGGAGAACAGCAACACGACGGACCACGUGCUUCUCAAUGUGCCCGUAAACGCCAGCGUCGCGAACGGCAGCUGCGCGAAUGAGACCCAGUGGCUGCAGCUCAGCUGGCCGGCGGUGGAAGGCGGGAACAGCACCAACUCGAUGCUCCUCGUGUUCACGCUGAACGCGACCACGAAGCUAUACGCGCUGCAGAACCUCAACGUAUCUCUCGUGCCAGAAGUGUUUAAUAAUGCAUCGUUCAAAGAGCCGGUGGAGCUGUGGCACGGCGCCGAGUGGCGCACGCCGCUGGCCGCGUCGUACCGCUGCGCGGCCGCCGCGCGCCUCAACAUGACCGCGGAGGCGACCAGCGCGGUCGCCACGCUCACCGUCAGCCAGCUGCAGGAGGAGGCCUUCCGCGUCGCGCACGACGCCGCCUUCAGCGCGGCUCGCGACUGCGGCGGCGGCGACGUCCCGGACGCGGUGCCGAUCGCGGUGGGCUGCGCCCUGGGCGGGCUCGUGGUGGUGGUGCUCGCCGCCUACCUGGUGGGGCGCCGCCGCUCCGCCGCGCGCGGCUACCUCUCCAUGUAGACUGCGGAUCGCGUGUGCAGUGUCAUCAUAUUAUGUAGUAAACACAUAGAUCGGAUAAAGUAAUCACAUAAUAGCCUAAAAGUAAAACACAUGUGAAUAUAUCUUGCUCAACCAGGCGUCGUUCGGCCUCCCGUUUGUUAACACGCGAGACGCACUAAAGAAAAUUUCCUAAAAAAUAUGUACGUGUAGAUAGAUUAUUAUUGAAUCGUAGAAAUAAUAAAUACAAUAUGAAUAUAAUACUUGUAAUGUUAGAUGAUUUUGAUUUCGGUAAUUUCAUAAUGUAUGUUUUUUUUAUUAUAAGUUUAGGAAACAAUGUGUUCUGUUAUUAAUCGACACAGUAUAAUGAAUUAUGUAAGAAUUGAGUUCGAGUUCUGAUUUGUAAGUAUUUAAUUGAAUUUAAUUUUUAUUCAAUAAAAAUUAGGUUAAAAAUUUAAUAGUUUUUCAUUUAUCCAUAGAUUAAGAAGGUUGAGGUUCAGAAUAAUAUCUAAUAGAUCAUAAAAACAAAUUCUAAACGUACUUGUAUAAAUUUCCCAAAUGAAGAGUUCUCUACAAAUAGCAUAUUGAACCUUUUGGUAAAAUGUCAGAUGACCAUAGAUAAUUUAUUCCAAGUUAUUUAAAAAUUGUCUUUGCCCUGGCAACAUUUUAUAUAAUCUGUGUCGAUCAAUAACAAGGCUCGUGAUUGAAUUUUAAGCUUGUAUCGUCCCAAUUUAGUAAUUAAUUCCAAAGAUAAUGGCAUCGUUAUACAAACGUAUAAUUAUUUUUUGUAUGGUGUAGGACAUCGGUUUAGAUUCUAAACUAAUUAUAAUAUGCAAUGUUUGUUAUAACCCUUUUGUUAUGGCAAAAAAGCAGGUAUUGCCUAUUAUAUUUAGCGGAGCGAGUUAGAGUUCGCUUAAUUUCAGGGUUGGAGUCGCUUAGAGCUUCGAGUUUUCGGUUUCGGAAUUUGUUUUUUUACGUUCAACGCCUUGAUAAAGUACAAAUUAUCCAAUGUAGUGUAAAAUUGUUAUAAUUAGGGCAAUCUGAUAUCGAUGUAUCCCCCCCUUUUCCUCCUAAGCGACAAAAGGAAUAAUGUAAAAGGUGAAAAUUAAACAUUUUUUAUUUCC
This is a messenger RNA of Zerene cesonia (dogface butterfly), 2126 nucleotides long. RefSeq names its product lysosome-associated membrane glycoprotein 1-like. The record is from RefSeq and is a predicted model, not a curated record. The coding region runs from base 127 to 1026 and encodes 299 amino acids. Lineage: Eukaryota; Metazoa; Arthropoda; Insecta; Lepidoptera; Pieridae. The transcript is spliced from 8 exons. Gene Ontology annotation, cellular component: membrane.